GAUUUGUAUUGUUUGCAGUGCGCUUGUCCCAACUCGCUCAAUCAGAGGGAACUUGUCCGUGGUUCACAACAAAACUUAGCCAAAAUGUAAGGUAUGAGAAAUAACAAUUUAAUGGGAUCAUACUGGACUGCCAUCGCAAGAAGAAAGAUUAACUUGUAAUGGAAGAUUCCUAAUACAAACAAAAGAUAAAAAUGUCAGACAAUGGAUCAGGUGGUACACCAUCAGAACACAGUGAAGGUAGUGAUAACACAGAAAGAGAUUCAGAUUAUGAAUCUGAAGAAGAAGAGAAUAAAGAACAAUUAAACAUACAAUGGACAGGGUAUGGUAAAAAGACUCCAGUCAUUACUUUUAAUGCAGAUGUUGUACUCAAUAAAAAGACAAAUCAAAGAACAGUUGGAGAACGAUACCAUUUAGCCUAUAAAUUUGGAGGGUCAGAAACUAAAGUUAUCAGAAACAUUCUGAAUUUCCAUGGCUUUCACGAGGUUCAUCCAAACAGUUCUGAUUUUAAUGUUAUGUGGACUGGUUCUCAUCUCAAACCAUUUACAUUAAGAGGUCUCACAGAAUUUCAGAAAAUCAAUCAUUUCCCACGCUCAUAUGAAAUCACAAGGAAAGACAGAUUGUUUAAAAAUGUUCAACGAAUGCAGCAAAUUAAGGGUGUGAAACAUUUCGAUUUCAUUCCACCAAGUUUCAUUCUUCCCAGUGAAUAUCAAGACUUUUGUGCUUGUUUCCUGAGAGAGAAAGGAACAUGGAUAGUUAAACCAGUUGCUUCAUCCAGAGGUCGAGGUGUCUUCCUUGUAAAUCAUCCUGACCAAGUUCCUCUUGAUGAGAAUUUAAUUGUUUGUAAAUAUUUGGCCAAUCCAUUACUGAUAGAUGGAUUUAAAUUUGAUGUCAGGUUGUAUGUUUGUGUGACUUCGUAUGAUCCUUUGACUAUUUAUUUGUUUGAAGAAGGUCUUACAAGAUUUGCUACAGUGAAAUAUGAGAAGAGCAAUAGACAUAUACGCAAUCAAUGUAUGCAUUUAACAAAUUACAGUGUCAACAAGAAAAGUGAUGAUUAUGUCAAAAAUGAUGAUCCAGAAGUAGAAGAUUAUGGUAACAAAUGGUCAUUGGGUGCCUUACUACGUUAUUUGAGAUCACAUGGGAAGGACACUGCAGCGUUGAUGAUGAAGAUUGAAGAUGUGAUCAUAAAAACAAUUAUCUCAGUAGAACUUCCAAUAGCCACUGCCUGUAAAAUGUUUAUGCCUCAUAAAGGAAAUUGUUUUGAACUAUAUGGUUUUGAUGUUCUUGUUGAUGAUAACAUGAAACCUUGGGUGCUAGAAGUCAAUUUAUCUCCGUCCUUAGCUUGUGAUUCCCCAUUGGACUCCAAGAUAAAAACAAAUAUGAUCUCAGAUCUACUGAGUAUGUCAGGGAUUGUUUGUCAUGAUCCUAUGAUGAGAACUUUACAACAGAGCAGAAGAAAUCAAGAUGUCUCCUCCAAGAUGGGUGCCAGAGCAAAAUUAUUUGAGGCCUUAAGGAAAGAGAGAAUAACUGGGAAAAUAACGUCAGCACGAUAUCGCCCUUCAUCUGCUACCAAUGCGGAUUCUUGGUAUCAGUUACUGAGGCAACGACAGCGACCUCAAUCAGCUUCUAGUACAGGAGGAGGAAGGAAUAACGGUGACAAGAAUCAAAAUAGCACUGCUAACAAAGGAAUGGCAGGACUGAAUAGUGAUGAAAUAAAAAUUCUCAGAAGAAUCAAAGAGGAGGAUCAAAGAAAAGGAGGCUAUGUGAGAAUAUUCCCUACUGCUGAUUCUUGGGAUAUCUAUAUGAAUUUUUUACAGUUCAACACUACCAAUAACUUGAUGGUUCAUCAAAGAUUAUAUCCAGAAAGACAUAAGACUAGCGGUGUAUCAUCCAGUGGUAGAUCUGGGACCACAUCUGUUGGUGCUAGAGCUAAAAUUUCUUCUAUUUUCCGCUCAAAAAGUGCCUAUUCCUCACUGAGUGGUACAUCUAUCAAGUCAGAUUCUGAGUAUGCUGAAUGUUAUGCUCAGGCCAUACUAAGGACUAGACAGUAUGAAAGGAAGUUAGGAUCUGGCAGACGUGGCAGACGUAGGAGGAGAAGAGUGAGAAGGAGACCCAAGUUAGCACAAGGUGUGGCUGAAGAAGAUGGCGAAGAAGAGGGAGAAGAUGAAAAAGAUGACAAAAAGUCAGAUGAAGAAAAUGAUGUAAUUGAUGAUGAAGUCAAAGAGUCUGAAUCAAAAGAUGAGACCAAGAAAGAAAAUGUAGUAGAAGUACAGGUUGAGAAGUCAGUGCCAAAAUCUGAUCAGGGUGAUGUAGGUAAACCUCCAAAACCACCAACUACCAAAAUGGCUGUCCAUAAGGAAGUACCAAUAGAAAUACCAGUUGAGGAGGAACGUCCUCCAACUCCACCCAGAGAACCUAGAUAUAAUGUGGUAGAACUGCUGCAGAAAGGCUGUACACUAAGAUGCUCAACAGUCAGUAAGGUACAAGCUAGGUCAGCAUUUGCCAUGUAUUUAGUGAGGGUACAACAAAGAUUGGUGACAGAGGGAAGUCCAUCCAGUCAGGAUGAUUCAGAUGCUCUCAAUGAGCAGAUGGACCUUGUCUUAAGAUUUUUAAAGAGGGCAGCAGUAAAUUUGCAGCAGCCAUUCAAAGUUGUUGUUCCAAGUAGAAAACUUCCACUGAAUGACAGACGACGAAUUCUAGCAAAACAGUUGGGAGAUUUUGUUUACAUUUAUAACAAGCUGGUCAGACAAGCUCAUCAGGAGACAGAACAAUUGAAGGUAAAAAGGUUGCAAGACAAGAAAGCAGGAAAAAUAGCAGAAGCCUUUCCUAACCAGAAGGAAGUUCUUUGUGAGAAGAAAUUUGAAGAGUUUGUCAACACAGCUAGUGAAAGUGAAUUAGAGGAUGUUCUUACUACGUAUACAAAGAUAAACAAAUCAGCCAGUAUUUUCUUAGGAGGCAAUCCUAAACAUAGCAGUAGUGAUACAUCCAACCACUCAAAAGGAACAUCUGGAUCCUCUACAACUGUAGCAGCUAGAAAUCCUCAGAAUGAAGGAUCUAGACAGGUCUUAUCAGGAUGGGAUGACAUUCCUAAAGUUAGUGGCACAGUGGCUUCCACAUCCACCAGCGGCACAGCACCUACAACCAGUGAAUCAAAAUAUGGUUCAUCAUCGUCUUUGGCAUCAGAACCGCUUCGGUAUCAAACGCCCUCACAAUCUUCCUUUGCUAAUGCUGUACAUUGUUAUACUCAGAAACUGACUACAAAUAGACCUAGAUCAGCUUCUACUAGUAGCCAAAGACCAGGAUCUGGGGUCACAACUAGACCCCACAUGAGACCCAUGUCAGCUGCUCAUGCUAGACCAGUUUCUGCUUAUGCCACAACAGAUCCAACUGUAGAUUCUUACAAUGACGAAGCAAUACAGAAUGCAUUACAAAGAUUAGCUAUACGACAACAGGCACGUCAAUAUUCACCAUAUAACAGCACUACAAUUAUUCCACAAGAUGUGGAAGCUAAGUCUCGUAUUGGUACAGCAAAGGGCCAGAGGCCAUCUGACAUGCUUCAGUACAGAAGUAACUCUGUAGAAGACAAUUCAUAUGUUCAGACAAAUGUAAACACAUACAUGCCUGCUGGUAGGACAGUUGAUAGUGCCCAACGAGCCUUUGUAUCAGCUGAAGAAAUGGGAAUUAAGUCUCGUCCUUCUUCAGCUUCAUAUCACAGACAGACAGGUGAUCACGCAGGAAAUAGUCAGACGGUUCAGUCUAAUGUCAAUUUACAGAGUGCUAAUGCAACUUUUAAUAAUUUUAUAGAUACUAAUAGUGGCCAUAACUUACACAGUGACUUAGCCAUGGCUUAUAGUCAAGUAACAGGUGUAGCACCACAGAAUUAUCACACUGCCUCACAAACAAGUAAACAAUUUCAACUGUUACAGCAGCAACAGGCACUUAAACAACAGAGCAGGGUUCUGUUAGAACAGAGUAAAGCUAAACACCAGGCAAUGAUAGCCCAGGCUGUUCAGAAAACUAAUCCUCCAAGACCAACCAUGAGAAAUAUAAAUGGAGAAAUACAUAUUGAAAGUGCUAUACAAAAGUAUGCUCCAAAACCACCAAUACAACCCUCCCAUCACAGGAAACCAACAGGGCAGCACAGAGCUCAAAGGCAACCAUUGACAGAGGAAUCAUUGACUUUUAAUUUCUACAACAGCCUCAAGCACAACCCAAAUGUUGGAUCAUCACGACCAUCUUCAGCGUCAGGAUGGUAGUACCUCACCCUUUGGAAACCAUGCUUGAAUAUUACUAAAUAAAGAAGAAUUGGAAAAUGCCACUGUAUUCCGUCCAUGUAGAUGACCUUGUCCAUUGAGAUUUUAAUGUGAUAUAAACAAUGUUUUAUUAAUUUUUUGAAUGACAGAAAAAUUUUGUAAAAAUUAAAAUAUUCUAUUUUGAUUUCAUCACCACUUUUAGUUCAGAUAUUUAUUUUUGUUUUAUUAAUUUUAUACAAUGAAAAUAUGUUUCAGUUUAUCAUGUAUUUUGCUGUCAGAAAAGAUGGUGUUACAAUUUUCUGUAUAUGAAUGUUUAUUAUACAGGGUCUGUACACAUUAGAACCUUUAUUGAUAUAUUGUGUUUUAUAUAUAAUAUAUAUAUAUAUAUAUAUAUAUAUAUAUAUAUAUAUAUGUAAAAGGAAGCAAAACACAGUAUUGAAGUCUUGCUUAGUUCAUUUAGCCUGUUAGGUUUUAUAAUCAAUUGAUAUCAAUCAUCCAUUAAAAGGUUCUCUAAAUCCUUUCGGCCAAUUCAGGAAUAUAUUUUUUUCAGAAUCACCCAAGGGUGUUUAGCUUUAAUUAAAAGAUACCACCGAUCAGCCUGCAAGGCCAUAAUAAAACUAUGAAUACAGUAUGGUAUAAAAUAUCAUUUUUGAUAAUUUUCACUGCAGUUAUGUAGGGUAUUAGAACCUAAUAUACAUUGAAAGUGAUUAGUCCUAGAUUUUGGGACUCUUCAUAUCCUUCCAUAUAUUUUUCAGGUAGCAUGUAAGCAAAUCAGGUUACAUAGGGGGUCUUAUUUAGGCACUCUUAGAACUAUAUCAGAUGUAAGAAAAUAGUAAAUAUUUAUACUAUAGACAUUCCAAAUAUUUAUAGGGAUCUUAACUUUUUGUCAGCCCUGGGACCAACAUAACAUAUCAAAGACUUUACAUAACGGUAAAAGUAUAUUUUUUUUUUAAUCUGACUUCUGCUAUUUCAUUUGUUUCUUUUCUGCUUGUGAAUCUGCUGUUCAGUUUAAAGCAUGACAUUUUCUUUAUUUUUAUUUUUUUUAUUUAAAAACUAAUAUUUUAAUUGUUACUAAAUAGAUAUCUUGAUUGCAGCUCAUAUUUGAGUGAGGCAGGUAUGAAAAAAUAAUGAAGACUUUUAUAGUGAAAAAUUUCCUUAAAUUUGAAUUUUAGGGAAUGCUAAAUUUAAUUCAGUGAUUGAUUUUUUUUAUUUUGAUAUGAUUCAAAUACACUUCAAUCUCCAAAAAGUGAUUUAAUCCAACAAUAAAAAGUUGUAACUUUAAAUUUCUAUUUAAAUGCCAAGCAUCCAAUUUAAGUUAUUUGGUGUAUUGAUUAGAGAUUUAGAAACAAAGCCAUUAUGUUACAACUUCCUGCAUCAAGUUGUGAUAGCAGAUAAAUGUCAUCAAAGAAAGAUUUUAGUUUGAGCAGUAGUUACUUUUUGGUGGCCAAAAUGAUGUUUAUUAAUAUAUAUGUUUUUAUUUUAAUUUUUAUUGAUUUCUUUUUUUUAUAAUUAUAAUUUUCAAGAACUUCAUUCAUUAAUGUUAGUUUCAUUUGCUUAAAUAAGUUAGCUAUGCAAUUCAUGGAACUCACUUUUACUUAAAUUAUGCAUGUUACAAGCAACUGAAAAGAAAUGAACUUGGGACAUACUGUGAACGAAAAUCUACAAGGUUUAGGUAUAUAUUUAUUGAAUGUGUAUAUGUCAUAUUUUUAAAUGAUUUAUGUUUUUACUGUUUUGACACUGUUGAACUGUGAUAGUGUAUAACAACAUUGUAGAACUUUACAAUUUUACUUAUCAAAUGUCCAUGUUAAUUUAUAAUAAAAUAUAAAUAUAGA
Molecule: messenger RNA, 6082 nt
Organism: Mytilus californianus (California mussel)
Lineage: Eukaryota; Metazoa; Mollusca; Bivalvia; Mytilida; Mytilidae
Product: tubulin polyglutamylase TTLL5-like
Exons: 37
Coding region: 192-4253 (1353 amino acids)
Biological process (GO): protein polyglutamylation; microtubule cytoskeleton organization
Cellular component (GO): cilium
Molecular function (GO): tubulin binding; tubulin-glutamic acid ligase activity
Source: RefSeq, a predicted model, not a curated record